Cooperia oncophora is the source of this 909-nucleotide messenger RNA. NCBI's taxonomy places the organism in Eukaryota, Metazoa, Nematoda, Chromadorea, Rhabditida, Trichostrongylidae. The record is from the annotation of a GenBank genome assembly.
UUGCUUUUCUUUUCAAGGACAGCGUUUGGAGAGCGUCCUGUCAAUCAAUUAGCAUUUGAUGUUUCUUGCAUCGAAGCUGAGGACUCAUCUAAUGAAGAUUUUGGAUCUACUAAUCUUAGUGGAGUAUAUCGAGCAUUUGCACCCGUUUUGCCUUCUCCUUCAAAUGCUAAAUACCAGGCCAGAGCUGAGCGGUUCGUUGUCACACAGCAGGUUCAGGGACAGCUCUUUGUGGAGAGCUCGGCUCCUGGAGGUCCAGUGUAUAUAGAAAUACUUUCUCCAAUGCCCAAAGACAAAUACGCUGUCGACAAAGCAUCAAACGUAAUAGAUGCAAAAUGUGAACGAAUGGCUAAAUUUGCCGCCCAGUGUCGUGAAGCUAAUCCGGAAAUAUCUGAAUGGUCGACUCCAUUAGCUGGUUCAUCGGUAGUCAUACGGGUUUAUAUAUUUACUUCUCUUCACAAAUGCCCCCAAAUUCGGGAAUUUCGUACGAUGGAGAUUGUGCGGAGUAUUUCCGAAGAUAUGCCUUUGAGCGACCAUACCGCAUCGCUCUUGCUGGAUGACGAGAGGGGCACAGUGGUCAAACUUGAUCUCAGUCGGGCCUACCAUCGGAGAGUCCACGUCAGAUCCUGGUACUACGGUUAUAUACUUUAUACCACGACAAAUUUUUGCAUUUCUCAUGUGGCAUUAUUUGGCUCAUUCGAAAGUGGAGACCGUUUCAUAGCAUCUCGCCAGUUUUUCCUCAAACCACUACCGUUGUCUCCUCUGGAUAGACCUUCAGUAGACGAGAUCUCCGCGUUAUGGUGUGCUAGUGGCCCCUUUACGACUUCGGAAAAUUGUUCGUACGAACAGCUUCGCGAUUUGCUUGAGAUGGUGGCAAAAGAACAACCGCACGUACUGAUUCUGGUAUGGUAA